CGGCAGCUUGUCUGACAAGCAGCAAACAUGGUGUGCUGUGUGGUCACGACUGUGGUGGCAGCUGUUGUGGUGCUGAUAUUGACUGUCAAGUUCAUCUACCAUUACCAGUCAGGACGAUGUACCUCCAAAACAAGACUGGUGGGUAAGACAGCCAUUGUCACAGGAGCAUCUGCAGGUAUCGGGAAGGAGACAGCUCGAGACUUGGCUCAGCGCGGCGCCCGGGUCAUCCUUGCUUGUCGUAAUGUUGAGAAAGCUGAGAGAGUUGCAGAGGACAUCAAGAAGACUACAGGCAACACAGAUGUGGUAGUGAGGCAGAUAGACACCUCAGACCUGACCUCGUCAGGAAGUUUGCUGAAGACAUCCUACGCACAGAGACUGCUCUCCAUAUCCUGGUGAACAACGCAGGGAUGAGUGGUAUGAAGAAGAGGAAGUUGACAGCAGAUGGUCUGGAGGUGACGAUGGCAACCAACCACUUUGGUCACUUUCUGCUGACUAACAUGUUGCUGGGUUAGUACACUCUUGUCUUAUUAUGGUAGUAAAUAUAUGAC
Cherax quadricarinatus is the source of this 548-nucleotide messenger RNA. Lineage: Eukaryota; Metazoa; Arthropoda; Malacostraca; Decapoda; Parastacidae. The record is from RefSeq and is a predicted model, not a curated record.